Molecule: messenger RNA, 1638 nt
Organism: Anguilla anguilla (European eel)
Lineage: Eukaryota; Metazoa; Chordata; Actinopteri; Anguilliformes; Anguillidae
Product: sulfotransferase 6B1-like
Exons: 6
Coding region: 174-1046 (290 amino acids)
Biological process (GO): sulfation
Cellular component (GO): cytoplasm
Molecular function (GO): sulfotransferase activity
Source: RefSeq, a predicted model, not a curated record
CUCUGGAGAUCACACCUCUGCCCUUGCAGCUGAAAACUGACUGACAGUCACUGGUGACCAGAAGAAGACCUGACAGACAGACAAACAGACGCUCAUUCGCUAGUGACCUGAUUGAGAGACACACGCCGGUUUGUACGCAGGAAAAAAAAACAACAAAAAACCUCCAUUUGAAGAUGCCUCAGAACAGCGAGCUGAUCCACUCCUACAAGGGCGUGCCCUUCCCCACCAGGGUGUCCAUCGACCAGCUGAGCGCCCUCGAUGACUUUGAGGCCCGAGAGGACGACGUGCUGCUCGUCUCCUACCCCAAAUCAGGCACUCACUGGCUGGUGGAGAUCCUGAAGAACCUGUACUGCUGCACGGCGGGACAGAUGACCCUCACCCCCCCGCUGGAGUUCCAGGACCCCUCCAAGCUCUGCGAGCUGAGGAACCUGCCCAGCCCCAGGGUCAUCCCCACACACCUGCCCCAAAACAUGGUGCCCCGCCAGGUCCACAGCAAGAACUGCAAGGUGAUCUAUGUGAUCAGAAAUCCCAAAGACACCGCGGUGUCCAUGUUUCACUACUACAAGCAGAACCCCCACCUCCCCACCGUGCAGAAGUGGGGCACCUUCCUGGACCUGUUCCUGAACGGAGAAGUGGUGUACGGCUCUUGGAUCGACCACCUCCUGAGCUGGGAGAGGGCUGAGACCAAUGGGAAUACACUCUUUGUGUACUACGAGUCACUGAAAAAGGACCUGCCGAAAUACGUGCAGGAGAUCAGCUCAUUCCUGGGGCUGAGGGUCAGCGAGGAGCAGGCGAGGGAGAUCGCCAAGCGCUCCUCCUUCCGAGAGAUGAAGGAGAGGGUGGAGAGAGAGAAGGAGAGGGAGAAGCCGGAAGCUACCCACACCGUGUGUGCCCUGACAUCCGACAGGAAGCUCAUCUUCAGGAAAGGCGCUGUUGGGGACUGGAAGAACCACUUCACCACAGAGCAGAACUCCAAAUUUGAAGCACUACUCGGGGACAGGAUCAACUCCAGUGAGCUGGCCAGCAAUGUGGAGUACGAAUGCUAGCAUGCUAUGAAAUGACCACAGAAACAGGCUACGUGAACUAACACGUCACAUUAGCUGUACGUUGGCUUGGGUGUACACACUUUAUACUGCAAACACCAGGCUUUGUCGAUUUGAAUGUGUAUGUACACAUACCAGGUGUGCUGCAAACUAUGGCCUGGGACGUUUAUUUAUUUUUGUUUUUUAAUGAUCUGCAACAUUGUUUUUAAAAAUUUUUUAUUUGGUUUUUGUAUUAUUAUAAGAAAUGUGGCCUGUGAUACACAGUAGAAUUGCUGUGGUGUACUUCGCAUUCUGAACAGGAGGUGGCAGCAUUUGUACGCAGAUGGCACCUCUCUACGCACACGCUGGUAGUUGUAUUUUGCUUAGCAUCUUCGUAAAUCCCUUGAGUUUUUAAUAUAUGCACUUUAUACAAUUAUUUAUUUAUUAUUGUUUUUCUUUGUUGGUUGAAAUUUUGUGUUUAAGACACUUAUUUCUACAGAAAUAUUUUGUUGUGUUGACAGCACUGUACCCGCAUGCAUUUAAGUGUUUUAUAGUGUGGUACAAUGCCCCCACCCCAUGCAAUGACUUAAUAAAUAAAAAAAAUCUUAAAUAUUCA